Molecule: messenger RNA, 1068 nt
Organism: Arthroderma uncinatum
Lineage: Eukaryota; Fungi; Ascomycota; Eurotiomycetes; Onygenales; Arthrodermataceae
Product: Glycine amidinotransferase
Exons: 1
Coding region: 1-1068 (355 amino acids)
Cellular component (GO): mitochondrion
Molecular function (GO): amidinotransferase activity
Source: RefSeq, a predicted model, not a curated record
AUGUCUGCCAAUAGCCCCCUUAUUUCUGCGGAUGACGAAUGGUCUCCUUUGAAGGCGGUCAUCGUUGGAAGAGCAGAGCAUUCGGCCUUCCCGUCUGAGCCCUUCCACGCGAUGGCGGCAACCAUGAGAAAGGAGCACUUGGCUGAGUUCCGACCUGGGAACCCCUUCCCGCCAGAGGUCUUGGAGAAGGCUCAGCAGGAGCUCGACAACUUUGCUGCCGUUCUCGAACAAAACGGCGUGCGUGUGUAUCGCCCCAAGGAGGUCGACUGGUUGAAAGUCGGUGGCUUUACCGGAGCAAUGCCGCGUGAUACCUUCAUGACGGUGGGAAACACGCUCAUUGAGUCCCCAUUCCCCUGGCGCUGCCGCCAAAAGGAAGUCCAGCUGGGAUAUAUGGACAUCCUCGAUCUGCUCAGCAGCGACUACUGCGCAAGAAUCUGCCGAGCGCCCACUAUCGUCGGUAGAGAUACCAUCUACGAUGGGGUAGGUGGUACUAAUGGUAAUUCCGAGACCAAUGGCUCCCACCACUGGGCCAUCAACAACAGCCGUCCAGCCUUCGAAACAGCUGACUUUAUGCGCUUCGGGAAGACGAUUAUUGCUCAAAUCAGCAACGUCACCAACAAGAAGGGUAUCGACUAUGUGCAGGCCAUGGUGCCCGAAGGGUAUACCGUUGAGAUUCUGGAAACCAACGAGGGGUUCACGACGAGGCACAUUGACGCAACCAUCCUGCCUCUCCGCAAGGGACUCCUGGUGUACAGCCCUCCUCGUGUCUCCGAGGAGAGCCUCCGCUCUCAUGCUGUCUUCCAGGACUGGGAGCUUCAUCCGCUACCCUAUACUCCGCAGCCUGAAAAGAACCCAUGGCCUCCGCAGUAUAUGUGCUCGCCCUGGCUCGUACUGAACGGGCUGAGUCUAGACGAGAAACGCAUUUUUGUUGAAGAAAAGAACAAGGAGUUUGCAGAUUGGAUUAGAGACCGGUUUGGGAUGGAGCCGAUUUUGUUGCCGUUUGCUCAUGUUAAUAGCAUAGGAGGAUCGUUUCAUUGCUCGACUGUUGACCUGGUUAGAUCAGCAUAA